AUGGUCAUUCCGCCACCCGUCGUCGGCACGAGCCUCGGCGACCUCCGCCAGACCUGGGUCGCAAGGUUCAUGGAGCUCUCGAGCCAGCUGGCCCACGUCCGCGCGCACCCUCUGGUGUGCGAGGCCGAGAGGGCGGGCGAAGCGGCUGCGGGCGACGGCGAAGCGGGCGGCGAAGACGCGGGAGGCGAGGGCGCGACCACCGGCGAGGGCGCGGCGAGUGAGGGCGCAGAGGGCAAGGGCGCGAGGAAGGGCAGCGCCAAGGAGGCUGCCGAGAGCAAGGCCACGAGCAAAGAGACCGCGGAGGCCGAGGAAAAGGAGAACCUGCGGCUGACAGUGAAGAAGUCGUCCGAGCUGCACGACAGCAUCAGCGACUGCUAUCGCUCCCUCUUCUACCUCGAGAAGUUCUUCCACAUCGUGAGCGAGGGCAACCUGGAAACGCUGUCAGGCCACGCGGCGGCGCUGCUGGAGAUUCUUGAGAUCGUGUGGCGUGUGGGGCGGCGCGACGGAAUCAGCUGCCGAGUGCAGCAAAUCCUGGAAUCGGCAGUGCAAAGCCUGGUGAACCUUGUCACCAAGGAGCUGCGCCCGGUUAACCUGCUGCCGUCUGGGAUGCGCGAGCAGCACCCGUUCCUAGAGUCUCAGUCGCGGGUGAAGAGAGCGCUGAAGGUUGUGGGCGAGUGGGAGGCUGCAACGACCAAGUGCGCUGACUCCGUGCAACAUUCGGCCAAGCGUCAGCGGGACGGACGUCAGGACUUCGACCCCAAGAAAGUCCUGGGCACGAUCGCCAGCCUCAAGUCGGUGUGCGAAGACCUCGAGGAUAUCAUGAAGGUGCUCCUGGAAGCGCAGGUGGGGUCCUCCGGCGAGUGGUCGGCCCUGAUCCGCGUGCAGGACCCCGAACAGCUCAAGAGCAUCACGGCGCAGGUCCUACGAGUCCUCACUGCCUACGACUUCAACAUCUUCUCCAGCAGGAACCACGACCGCUGGAUCAGGCAGAAGGACGACUUCCAGAUCGCCGUGCACAAGUGGGAGCAGGCCGUCGUCGCCGCCAUCCACGAGAGCUUCAAGGACAGGAUGACGUCGGAACUGGUGACAGCUGUGGCGGGCGUGUUGGCCAAGCAGCCCUGCAGGACCUGCUUCAGGCAGCUCCUCAUCUCUCGCCUCCCCGACCUGCUCUCGGCCUUCGCGGCUGAGGUCAAGGGCAUCAGGGCGGACUUCCAGGCGCAGCAGAAGGUCGAGCGGCCGGGGACGCAGGCGCCGCUGUCGGGCCGCGUGCGCUGGAUGACCAGCUACCUGACGAAGCGGCUGGCGGCGUGGACCACGCUCAAGCAGCUCUACUCGCAGUACCAGGGAUCUGGCGCGGGUGGAGAGCUGUGGGUGGAGGUGGGUGCGGAGGUGGAGGAGGUGCAGAAGGAGGUGGAGCAAGCACGGGAGAACAUGGUGCUGCAGUGGAGCGAGCGAGUGACGCAGAAAAUCCCGAAGUUGCUGGUGACACCCGUCCUCACGCGCGACCCCGGCCAUGAAGGCGUCGGGGGGUGGAAAGUGCAGCUGCCAGGCGAGUUGCAGUGGGUGGUGUGGGAGGCAGGGCAGCUACAGCAGGCCGGAAUCCGCCCGCCCCAGCUAGCCGCCCAUCUCACACUUCAUUACCAGACGCUCCAGACGGCGGCCAUGGGACUCCACCUCACGCUCAAGGACUACCACGCGGUUCUCGACCAGCUCAGCCCCGUGCAGCGGGAACUCUUGCGUGCUGAGUUGGCGGGCGCUGACCGGGUGCUUGCAGCGGGCCAGCGGGUUGUCACGUGGUCGCCGGCGGCCCUCACGCACUUCAGCACCUGCUGCAGGGGUGUCGUGGAGCACGUGAGGUCGAUCGCCAACAGACUCAUUGG
Penaeus monodon (black tiger shrimp) is the source of this 1880-nucleotide messenger RNA. Its product is annotated as dynein-1-alpha heavy chain, flagellar inner arm I1 complex-like. Lineage: Eukaryota; Metazoa; Arthropoda; Malacostraca; Decapoda; Penaeidae. The record is from RefSeq and is a predicted model, not a curated record.